UGCCAAAGCCGACAGUGGCACACCUACCCCAUCUCCCGCUCUGCAACGCUUCAGCUUCUGAGCUUUGCGUAUCACGAAACCCAAGACGAAAGACUGAGAACAAAACGAGGAAGACUUUUCAUUUAAACAUGGAUCCUUGCUACGUAUCAAGACACUGAAGUUUCAACAAUGCAGAAGUGCUUAUUGAAACUGAGGACGUGCCCACCCAUCCACCUCAAAUCACCAGCUGCACACGAGUGUCACCCCGUGCCCCGCUCCUCUCCCGCUGCCUCUUUCCGCUCGGAAGCCUCAGCAUUCACAGCCCUUCGAACGGUUUAA
This is a messenger RNA of Laccaria bicolor S238N-H82, 318 nucleotides long. RefSeq lists its product as uncharacterized. The transcript has a single exon. Lineage: Eukaryota; Fungi; Basidiomycota; Agaricomycetes; Agaricales; Hydnangiaceae. The record is from RefSeq and is a predicted model, not a curated record. The coding region runs from base 169 to 318 and encodes 49 amino acids.